AUGUUACUGCUGUAUAGCCCUCGAAACGAAGAGUUUUCAGACCCACACGUCAUAGCAAGGGGGACCCAGAAUGCCUUGCGAAUCACCGGCAAGCUGGGAGAGCGACCCACAGAUCUGGCCUACGGAGCUCUGAUCGACGAGGCCAAACAUCUGGGCAACCUGAGCUUCAACAUCUGGAACAAGAUGAAGGACGAGGUCUCCUACUGUCCUGUGGUUCUGGACCCAAACUCUGCUGCUCCAUGGCUCGUCCUGUCUGAAGAUCUGACCAGUUCGAGACUAGGAGCGAGACAGAAGCUUCCUGACAAUCCAGAGAGGUUUGAUACUUAUGCCAUAGUCCUGGGAUCUGAGGGUUUUAACUCAGGGACUCACAGCUGGGACGUCCUGGUUGGAGACAGUACUGACUGGUCAGUGGGUGUAAGAGCAGAGUCUGAACAGAGGAAGGGAGGCGAUCUGUCUGGAACAUGGAGAAUAGGGUUCUAUGAAGGUAAAUACUCAGCACAGUCACCAUCAGGAUCAUCUGUUCUCUCUGUGCAGAAGAUCCAGAGGAUCAGAGUGAAACUGGACUGGAACAGAGGAAAACUGUCGUUCUAUGAUCCUGAUACUAACAAACACAUUCACAGCUUCAUACACACUUUCACUGAGAAGAUUUUUCCAUACUUUAGCAUUAAAGAUCCCUUGAAGCUGUUACCUGUGAAUGUCUCUGUGACGCUGGAUCAGAGCCGUUAGAGAUAAAGAUUUUAUUGAUCAUUAUUUCUUCAAGAGAAAUCUGCUGAAUGUAAAAGUUAAACUCGUUAUUCUAAAGCUUUGUUUAUUUCUCCUUUGACUUUUCCACGUGUGUAAAAAUAUUUCAUUAUUUUCUGAUCUUUAUCUUUGGUUUUAACUUUCAUGGAAAAUGUUUUCUAUUAUUUAGAUUUUGUGUGGAUCCAUGAAGUUGAGCAAACUGAUGAAGAUCCACAUAAAAACACAUUUAUCAAUAACAGCUGAUCAUUGUUCACAUUCAACAAACUUUAUUAAAACUCACACAUGAGACAUGAUUCAUGUUUAAUCACAUAAAGUCUGUUCACAUAUGAAAUAAUCCAACAUGUAUGAACAUUUGUCUGUUUGAUGUGAUGAAGCCAAAAUGAUUCUGUCUGUAAAAGUGUUUAUUCAACAGCAGCCUCGUGAUGUGAUUUUAAU
This is a messenger RNA of Limanda limanda (common dab), 1176 nucleotides long. RefSeq names its product zinc-binding protein A33-like. Bases 1 to 726 code for a protein of 241 amino acids. The record is from RefSeq and is a predicted model, not a curated record. The transcript is spliced from 2 exons. Lineage: Eukaryota; Metazoa; Chordata; Actinopteri; Pleuronectiformes; Pleuronectidae. Gene Ontology annotation, molecular function: protein binding.